This is a messenger RNA of Cavenderia fasciculata, 1113 nucleotides long. RefSeq lists its product as uncharacterized. Lineage: Eukaryota; Evosea; Eumycetozoa; Acytosteliales; Cavenderiaceae. The transcript is spliced from 3 exons. The record is from RefSeq and is a predicted model, not a curated record. Bases 1 to 1113 code for a protein of 370 amino acids.
AUGUUGCAUAAAAAAGGAGAUAGAAACAAAAGAUUAAAAGAUCGACAAAGACCACAAGUACAACGACGACGACGACAACAACGACGUCAAAUAGAUAAAGAACUAAGAGAUUACCUAGUCAACGACGAACAAUUCCAAUUCCAACCAUAUUACAGAGAACCCAAUUUUUUUGAGCCCCAACAACUACCAGACUGGGAUUACAUAGAACAAGGACAACAAGAUGCCUUAUGUGAGCUACAAGUAGAGUAUGCAAUAUCGGAGGCUGAAUCGUAUGAUUGGUGGGACCAAUGUGACAAAGAAUUCAAACAAAGAAAGCUAGAUAAAUUAAUACAAACAUCACAACUACGAGUCAAACUACUUCCAAUAUUCAAACAACAACAACAACAGAAACAACAGAAACAACAACAAUCAACAACACAAAUCAAUGAAAGAAUAUUUAGACAAGUAUGGAAUAAUAUAUUUCUAAAAAGAUUGAUAUGUUCAAAGAUCAGGACAAUAUCACAAGACAAUUUAAUCAAACUAGAGAAUUAUUUCACGGAAUACAUGGAAGAAUAUUUCGAAGAUCCCAACCUAUUCAUAGAACGACGUGGUAUUUACAAGAUCUAUGAAUGUCCUCUCAUCACUGUUGACCUCUUUGCCUAUCACUAUGAACGUUGUCAUGACAAGAUUAAAGGGAGUAAUGACAGUGUCCUUGAGCGUUUGUCUGCAAACCCUCGCAAUAUGGUUGAUACGUGGCUGUUUCGUAGGGCAUUUGAAUACAUGAAAUAUACAGAUCCUUGUGAAUUAUAUGGUUUCUCCAAAAAUCACGAGAAACCUGGCCAUGAUGUGGCUGAUACUUGUGAUCUCCCAUUCAUCAUUGCAUUUCAUAAUAUCGAUCCUGAAGCUGGUCGUCUAUACACCAUCUUCCUCUAUACAAUGAGUUCAAGCUUUCAUCUUGGUCCCAUACAUCUUUGUUCAUCCAAAAAUGAUUGGCUUGACUUUCAAAAAGAGUUUUACAAACACGUCAUAAAACUCGAUUACAUUGACGAUAAUCUCCAAUACCAUAUAGACAACAGACAACCAUUCCAUUUCAACAUGGAAACUAAAUAUAAACCAAUGAAAUUAAUCAGUUGA